Molecule: messenger RNA, 591 nt
Organism: Kickxella alabastrina
Lineage: Eukaryota; Fungi; Kickxellomycota; Kickxellomycetes; Kickxellales; Kickxellaceae
Exons: 1
Coding region: 1-591 (196 amino acids)
Source: RefSeq, a predicted model, not a curated record
AUGCGUCAUCUUAACAGCCCCUUUCUUCUCGCAUCAAUUGCGCUUUUGUUUUCUUCCAUUGCUGUAGUAUGCCAUGGGUUGAGCAGGAACUACGCCUACCCAGCAACCAAAGACUCCACAAUCCUGCGCUCCACCGUCAGCUGCCCCAGCUGCCCAGAAAACAACUGCUACAAAUGCACCCUGGGCAACGCCACGACUUUAGUGGCAAAUACUGGCGGCCUAGCCUACUCCCGCGCGCUCAUUGGCUUUCAAAUGUCCGUCCCUGGAUCAUCCAUAACUAGCUGCUCAAUCCAAAUUCCGGCUUUUGUCGCUCCCCUCCAGGCUCCAAUUACAGUUGUUAUUGGUAGGGCGGAGUCGUCCUGGUGGAGUGAGGAUCGUGUGACGGGGGAGAAUGCGCCAGAGGAGCUGGAGGAAGUUGCCAGUGUGGAUGUACCGGCUUUUAAUAAUCUGGGUCCUACGGAUAUUACAAAGGCAUGCCAGAAGGCUGUUAAUGGCAGCUUUUCGGUUUACUUUAGUGCUAGAUUUGGCCAUUUCGAGUUUUGGUCUAAAAACUCUGGAAACCCCGCUAUUCUUCACGUCACCACUUACUAA